AUGAUGCAUCAGAUUUACAGCUGCAGUGAUGAAAAUAUAGAAGUUUUCACUACGGUGAUUCCUUCCAAGGUGUCCAGUCCAGGCAGAAGAAGAGUCAAAAGUUCUCAACACAUCUUGACCAAGAAUGUGGUGAUCGAGUCAGACCUCUACGCCCCCAGGCCCUUGGAGCUGCUGCCUAACCGUAGGGACCGCAGCGACUUAGAGGCCCGCAGGUCCAGCAGGUUCCAGACCACAAGGCAGCCAGGACCACACCAGGCGAAAGUCCCCACCAGGUCUGUGGGGAUUUCUGAACCCAAAUCAUCAAAUCUGUGUGGGAAUCGAGCAUAUGGAAAAUCUUUGAUCCCUCCUGUUGCCCGGAUCUCAGUGAAAGCUCCUGCCCUCCAGGAGGCGGCAGCCACAGGCUCAGAGAAUGGAGCAGUCCUGACAAGAGGAUCCAGACAUCUCAAGAAGAUGACUGAAGACUAUCCAACACUUCCCCAAGGAGCAGAAGCCUCCCUUCCACUGACAGGAAGUGCCUCCUGCGGUGUCCCUAGCAUCCUACGAAAAAUGUGGACAAGGCACAAGAAGAAGUCAGAAUAUGUGGGAGCUACCAACAGCGCGUUUGAGGCUGACUAAAGCUGACCCUCCCCAGGUGCCCUGCAUUGACCGAAGUUCCCUACACAGGGAAAAAAUCUUCCAGAUUGGAACUGAGCCACAACCACCUCGACUAGUAGCGGGUCCAAACACAUCACCCUCCCUUACUAGCCAAUCACCUUGGUGUAGAUCACAGGAGAACAACUUCCCUUGAAGGCAAAAGAAAACUGUUCCUUCUUAGAAUCAUUAAAGCCAUUGAUCUGAAAAUGGCUUUAGGAGACUAUAAAGUUUAUAUCCACGUCUUUAAGCAGAACCACACCAAAAUAAAAUUUUCUCCACCCAUAUUAAAGACUUCCAAGGAAGGAAGUGAGCAAUUUCUCUCUUCCUUGUAAAUCGUUCUAAUAUAUGUGAUUUCUGGUAUAAACCUAAGAUCGUGAAGUUUGAAGCACUUGUACACACAGUGGUUCUUACUCUUCCAGCUGUCACAUUCAUUUCAUCUUGACAAGGUACGAUUUUUAAUGACAAAACACUAUGUAUUUACUUAGUCCUUCUAAUACUCGAGAAUAUUAUCAAGAUCAGUUUUGAUAAUCAUUUGCAUGAUCGCAUGAUUGCA
Molecule: messenger RNA, 1186 nt
Organism: Talpa occidentalis (Iberian mole)
Lineage: Eukaryota; Metazoa; Chordata; Mammalia; Eulipotyphla; Talpidae
Gene: VXN
Product: vexin
Exons: 6
Coding region: 1-615 (204 amino acids)
Biological process (GO): neurogenesis; neuron differentiation
Source: RefSeq, a predicted model, not a curated record